This is a messenger RNA of Heterotrigona itama, 2836 nucleotides long. The record is from the annotation of a GenBank genome assembly. NCBI's taxonomy places the organism in Eukaryota, Metazoa, Arthropoda, Insecta, Hymenoptera, Apidae.
AUGGAAUACUUUAAAAGCAGCUUGAAGUCCGUCUUGGGUUCUGCGUCUGUGGAGAACGAGCCAUCGGGUGCUGACACGGUAUUUCGAAUUUCCCAACUUGUCUUAUGUUUUCACUUUCUUUUCCUUCCUGUGCCGCAACACAUGGUAGCCGUGCAACAAUGACACUGUUUAUAUUAGAGAAAUAAGAAUUAAAUCCCGUCUAACAUGUUGCAAUACAUUUUUGUUUAAAUAUGUUUGUGUCUUUCACGUCGCUUCGUUUCUGUACUCGCAUUCUCAUUAGUAUUAUCUACAGGUAGAGCGACUGGUAGACAGAUUACAGUCGUCGACAUUGUUGAACGACAGGCGAGAUGCAUGUCGAGCACUCAAAGCUCUCUCACGCACGUAUCGCGUCGAAGUAGGAGCCCAGGGCAUGGACGCAUUACGACAGAUCUUAGAAAUGGACAGAACUGACUGCGAGAUCAUUGGUUUGGCCCUUGACAUGCUUUGCAACAUAACAAAUCCCAAAACAUUCGACGAGGAAGUGGAUAAACACGGGCCCAACAACAAAGUGGGAGAGCAAUUCACGGAAAUAUUCAUAAAAAAUGCAGAUAGUGUUGGAUUAGUUCUGGCACUUUUGGAAGAAUUUGAAUUCAAAGUCAGGUGGCUGGCGAUAAAGUUACUGAUACAUUUGUCAACUAACAGAUUGAAGGAUAUUCAAGAAAUAAUCUUAGUCAGUCCCAUGGGUGUGUCUAAACUGAUGGAUCUCCUCGGUGAUAGCAGAGAAGUCAUACGUAACGAUGUGUUGUUGCUUCUUAUUCAGUUGACGAAAGGCAAUGCAAAUAUUCAGAAAAUUGUCGCGUUUGAAAAUGCAUUUGACCGCAUUUUCGAUGUCAUCGCACAAGAGGGCAAUGUAGAAGGUGAUAUUGUCGUGGAAGAUUGUUUGUUGUUAAUGUUAAAUCUUCUGAGGGGUAAUAUAAGUAAUCAGAAUUUUUUUAAAGAAGGCAGUUAUAUUCAAAAAUUAACGCCAAUGUUUCAAAUAUCGUCCGAACUUGACGAUAAUCCUCUAAGCACGUGGAGCCCACAGAAGGUAUCGAAUGUUCAUUGUAUGGUUCAAGUGAUUCGAGCAUUAGUGGCCCCGAGUGGACCUGCCCAGGCAGUGUCAAAUUGUCAACGGAUUAUGAGAGCCUGUGGCCUUCUACAAGCUCUUUGUAACAUAUUGAUGGCUAGUGGCGUACCCGCAAAUGUACUGACCGAGACCAUUAAUACAGUGGCCGAGGUUAUUAGGGGAAAUUCCAGUAACCAAGAAUUCUUGGCUGGAGUAAUGGCACCCAGCAAUCCUCCCAGACCAGCGAUCGUUGUCUUACUCAUGUCCAUGGUGAACGAAAAACAAUCGUUCGCUUUGAGAUGUUCCGUUCUCUACUGUUUCCAAUGUUUUUUGUAUAAGAACGAAAUGGGCCAGAGUCAGCUUAUUCAGACUUUGUUACCCCAAGGAAACGAAGUGCCAUCGUUAACGACAGGACAGUUAUUAUGUGGAGGUUUAUUUUCCUCGGAUUCUUUGUCGAAUUGGUUUUCCGCCGUGGCACUGUCCUACGCGUUGAUCGAGGACAACACGCAGAAGGAACAGCUGUUGCGCGUGCUACUCGCAACAAAUAUCGGAAAGCCGCCAGUGACGUUAAUGCAACAGUGCGUCAUGUUGCUGCAACAGGGCAGUAAAGCACAGUGCAAAUUAGGUCUCCUAAUGUUACUUUGCAGAUGGACUGCGCACUGUCUAGCUGCUGUUAAAUCAUUCCUACUUAUCGAUUCGUCUAUAGCUUAUUUAAUAGCUUUAUUGUCGUCGCAGGAGAAUAACGACGAUUUGCAAGAGACAUUGUUGCAAAGCAUGUGCGCCAUGCUUAUUGGAUUGUGCGUGCAUUUCAAUGACAACAGUAUUUCUAAUUACACAAAGGAAAAGCUAUGUGAUUUAAUCGAAAAUAGAAUCGGAUUAGAAAGGUUUCAAGAUGCUAUUGGCGGCCUUGCUAGGCACGAGGUGUACUCUAGAACUUUAAAACAUCCUCAACCUUCAGCAAAGAAUCCUUCGGAACUUUUGCUAGACCAUGAAUUUUGUAGACUGUCGAAAACGUUAGAAGGUGUGAUUAUAAAGUCGGUUCUGGAUGGAAGUAGCUUGCAUCAGAGAAACGAGAUCACGACACCGAUAUUACCAGACUCUGUUUUGAUAACUCAGUAUAAAGAGGUCAUUCGAGAACAAAGUUCUCAGAUUCAAAAGCUAAACCAACUCACGGAAUCACUUGUCAAAGAAAAAAACGAACUUGAAGCGCAAGUGCAUGAUCUUCGAUCAUCGAUCAGUCACUUGAAGGAUCAAAAUUUGGUUUUACGCGCGGCACAGACUAACUUGAUGUCGGAAGAAAGUGAAUCGAACAACGUCACGACCAACGAAGGUUGUACAAAAGAGGCGGAGAAAUACAAAACUGUGAUUACAGAAUUGGAAAUUCGUUUGGUAGAAUACGCUUCGAUGGUAAAGAAGUACGAAACUGACUUUGAACGUAAAUUGAAAGAGAAGUCCGAGGAACUAGAGAAAUUGAAGAAAGAUCAAGAGGAUCUUUUGGAACUUUUAGCAGAAGACGAAAGCAAAAUUAUGCGCUACGAGGAAAAAUUGGCUGCACUAGGUGAGAAGGUACGCGAAAGUGAUAUUCCGUUAAAAUAUUUCCCGUUGAAUAAACCUCGAUGUAAGGUAGUAAUUUUAACAUUUGUUCUUUCCUCUUAGAUCGAGACAGAUGAAAGUUCGAUUGAAUUGGAUACCGACGAUCAAGCAGAAUGCAAUAAUUCCGUCGAACGUAUCGACCGAUUGAUGUCACCUUAA